AUGUCCCUGCCGGGCCGCGCGGCUUCGCCGUCAGCUUCGCUCCUUCUCGGCACGUCGCGACGCCCCCUCUCCACCGCCCCUUCGGCCUCAGCCGCCCCCUCCGGACCGAUUCGCGGCAGGCUGACCACGGCGUCCAUGAACCAGGCGGUGGUCGGGGCGGCGUACGCCGUGCGCGGCGAGCUGGUGAUGAAGGCCGACCAGUACCAGCGCGUCCUGGCCGACCCCGCCCAGCGUGACACCCUCCCCUUCAAGGAGAUCAUCUACUGCAACAUCGGCAACCCGCAGCAGCUGCAGCAGAAGCCGAUCACGUUCUUCCGGCAGGUGCUGUCGUGCAUGGAGUACCCGGCGCUGCUCGACCACCCGGCGGCGGCGCAGAUCUACCCGCAGGACGUGCUGCAGCGCGCCCGGCACCUGCUCGCCAACUUCUCCGGCGGUACCGGGGCCUACUCCCACAGCAAGGGCGAGCGCAUCGUGCGCGAGCACGUCGCCGGCUUCCUCCAGAAGCGCGACGGCUAUGCCGCCGAGCCCGAGGACAUCUACCUGUCGGACGGCGCGUCGGGUUCCGUGAGCAAGGCCCUCAACAUCCUCAUCCACAGCCGACGUGAUGGAGUCAUGAUCCCCAUCCCGCAGUACCCGCUCUACUCGGCCACCAUUCCGCUGCUGGGCGGCACCCAGCUCAACUACUACCUCGACGAGGAGAACUCCUGGGGCCUCCAGGUUUCGGAGCUGGAGAGCCUGGUGGAGGACGCGCACAAGAAGAACGUCAACCCGCGCGCCCUGGUGAUCAUCAACCCGGGCAACCCCACCGGCCAGUGCCUCGCCGAAUCCAACAUGCAGGAGGUCAUCGACUUCUGCCGCAGGCGCGGUAUCGUCCUCCUCGCCGACGAGACGAACGCGUACACGAAGCCGUGGCUGUCGUUCAAGAAGGUGCUGCGCGACAUGGGUCCCAAGUACAAGGACGUGGAGCUCAUCUCCUUCCACUCGGUCUCCAAGGGCGUCAUUGGAGAGUGCGGCCACCGCGGAGGCUUCAUGGAGCUGGUGGGCAUCGACGAGGAGGUCAAGCAGCAGUUCUACAAGCUCGCUUCCAUCUCCCUCUGCCCCAACCUGCCGGGUCAGGUGGUGGUGGACCUGAUGGUGCGGCCCCCGGUGGCGGGCGAGCCCUCGUACGACCUCUACCACCAGGAGACGACCGGCAUCUUUGAGUCUCUCAAGAGGCGCGCCCUCCGUCUCACCGAGGCCUUCAACAAGCUCGAGGGCGUGACGUGCAACGAAGCCGAGGGGGCGAUGUACCUCUUCCCGCGCGUGCGCCUGCCCGCCAAGGCCGUGCACGAGGCCGUCAAGCAGAAGAAGACCCCCGACUCCUUCUACUGCCUCGCCCUCCUCGACCAGACCGGCAUCUGCGUGGUGCCGGGCUCCGGCUUUGGGCAGAAGGACGGCACGUACCACUUCCGCACUACCUUCCUCCCGCCCGAGGACAAGAUCGACGCCGUGGCCAAGUCCAUUGCCAAGUUCCACCACGACUUCAUGCAGAAGUACCGCGACUAA
Acanthamoeba castellanii str. Neff is the source of this 1545-nucleotide messenger RNA. RefSeq names its product alanine aminotransferase, mitochondrial, putative. Lineage: Eukaryota; Discosea; Longamoebia; Acanthamoebidae. Gene Ontology annotation, biological process: biosynthetic process. The coding region runs from base 1 to 1545 and encodes 514 amino acids. The record is from RefSeq and is a predicted model, not a curated record. The transcript has 13 exons. Gene Ontology annotation, molecular function: pyridoxal phosphate binding; L-alanine:2-oxoglutarate transaminase activity.